Molecule: messenger RNA, 408 nt
Organism: Huiozyma naganishii CBS 8797
Lineage: Eukaryota; Fungi; Ascomycota; Saccharomycetes; Saccharomycetales; Saccharomycetaceae
Gene: VPS51
Product: Vps51p
Exons: 1
Coding region: 1-408 (135 amino acids)
Source: RefSeq, a predicted model, not a curated record
AUGGCGGAGCAGAUCACCCACAAGAAGUCGCUGCGCGUUGCACGGCUCACGCGGGACCGGGAGCUGCUGCUGUCGCAAUACCGGGCGACCCCCGAGCAGCGCGAGCCAACUCCGGCGCCCCACACUGUCCAGCCGGCGCCAGAGCUGGCACCGCCACCAGCAUCAGCACCGAACAGCGAAGCCAGCACGGACCACGACGACACGGACGCGAGCACGCAAACGUUCAGGCAGCUCGUCGCGCUGCACAACACGCUGCUCGGCCGCGAGAACGAGACGCACAACUCGAUCAAGAGCACCAUCUACGACAACUACUGCGACCUCGCGCAGGUGAACGCGCUUCUGCAGGGGUUCGUCGCAGCGGACGGUCCCCAAGAGCUUGUCCGGCAGUUGCACGGCUGUGCCGAGUGA